AUGAGUGCCAACCCUAGUGAUAACGGUCGCCAAGCACUCUGGAGCGAGCGAGCUACAGACCGCCAGCCGGACGCGAUCCACGAGUACAAGGGCCGGAUAGCAGGGGCGUCGACGCGGAAGGGUUCCGACUCGUGGCGGGAAGUACACGAAACGGGCAGGUGGGCCAAGGAGGAAGCGGCAAAUGUUCAUGGGCUAUUGGAGGCGGGAGUUUUCAAGCUCAACCAGGCAGGAAUUAGGUCGUUCGUCACGAGUCAUGAUAUUGUUGUUAUAGCUGAGGCACAUUUGAAAGACACUAUUGAGGAGAAAGACAUAGCUUUGGAAGGGUUCCGUAUUUUCCGGGUGGAGAGGUCAAAGGAAGCCCUGAGGGCCGAUUAUGGAGGCGUCGUGCUGUAUGUACGGGAGUCACUCACGAGGGGUAUUACGGUAGUGCACAAGGACAACCAGCUGCCAGGGUGCGAGGUCAUUUGGGCACGCGUUAGCCUUUCUACAGGUAGUAGUCUCCUGAUGGGAGCCUGCUACCUCGCACCAGAGACGUCCAGGGUCUACCCGGAUGGUGGAGGCACCGUAUCACAGCGCACUGCAGCAGCAAAAGCCGUUUUUACCAGGAUCCAACAGUCACUAACGGAACUCAGGCUUGGCGAUGAGGACGUACUGAUAGCCGGGGACCUUAACGCACGUCUGUCUGGAGCACAGCAUGAGCGAAACCGUGCUAUCCCGAUGGACCUACCUGCUUACGUGAACGACAUCCCGGAUUUAGAGCAGUCGCAGGCUGUAUGCGAGGUCAUGGGUUUUGAAGGACUGAGGGACUACCAGAAUUAUGAUGGACUCGGAAAUCGAAAGCGCCAGGACCAAGUUUGCAAUUUCUUUGGUGCCCAGCUUGGGGCACUCUGCAGAUCCGAGGGACUGCUCGUGAUGAACGGCCGGAUGAGAGGGGACCCAGAAGGCCGCCUAACUUUCCCUAAGGGGGAGGCAGGCGGUAGUAUGAUCGAUUUAUUCAUAGCGACUCCGCGUGUGCUUCAGCAGUACGCCACCUUUCUGAGGUGGAUGACGAAAGCAGGUGUAGGUAAAGGCUGGAAAGCCCGGGUGGAGUUUGAUAUUGCACGAUACCAGGAUUAUGCGGAAUAUUUUGAGGGGGGGUCCCCUACUAUGAAUGCCUUAAGCCAAGUGGCCGAGGACCUGCAGAGGGGAGUUUGCAACACCACACAAGCUGUCGAACGCAUUGGAGGUGCCCUGUACAAAGUCCUGGUGGGGAUACGGUUUGGUGGAACCGGGAAUGUCAACAAACACGGCAACGCAUGUUGGAGAGUAGAGCCCAACUGGGUCCAGGCCGGGUGA
This is a messenger RNA of Volvox carteri f. nagariensis, 1335 nucleotides long. RefSeq lists its product as uncharacterized. Gene Ontology annotation, molecular function: catalytic activity. Bases 1 to 1335 code for a protein of 444 amino acids. Lineage: Eukaryota; Viridiplantae; Chlorophyta; Chlorophyceae; Chlamydomonadales; Volvocaceae. The record is from RefSeq and is a predicted model, not a curated record. The transcript has 5 exons.